UUUUGAUGAGUUGUCAUCAGUUGUCAUUUAAUGUCAAAAUUUUAUCUAACCUCUUUUUCAUUUCCAUAAAAUUUACAGCCUUCAAAAUAGGUUUCUUUGGAGUAUUAAAACACUUUUUGUUACCAAAAAGGAUGGAGGAUUAUGAAGAAAUUAAGAAACUCCUGGAGGAAAAUAAUCAAGCUCAUGUACUUAAAUACUGGAACGAAUUGUCAGAGGAACAACAAAAGGAGUUUCUACUACAUUUAAAAAGUUUUAAUUUCAAAGAUGCCUGCAUGCUGUGGGAUAAAAUACAAGAGAAUGAAAAAACUGAUAAAGAAGAUAAUAAUGAUAUUCUUCCUGUAGAAGCACAGGUAGAAAAAGAUUUUUCAAAUGAUGAUAUCGAAGAAUACAGAACAGUAGGGUUGGAAGAAAUAGGUAACGGUAAAGUUGCAGUCAUAGUGUUAGCUGGAGGACAAGGUACAAGAUUGGGAAUGUCUUAUCCAAAAGGAAUGUGCCCAACCGGUAUUCCCUCAGGGAAAACGCUUUUUCAGUUGCAAGCUGAAAGAAUAUUAAGACUUCAAGAAAUAGUUAAAGAAAGAAUAGGUAAAGAAAGUAUUAUUUAUUGGUAUUUUAUGACAAGUGAACCCACACAUAUGUUAACUGAAAAAUUCUUAGAACAGAAUCAGUAUUUUAAGCUAAAAAAAGAAAAUGUAAAAUUAUUUAAGCAAGGUUUAGUUCCUUGCUUUGAUAUGGAAGGAAAAUUUAUAUUAGAAGAAAAAGAUGGCAUUGCAUUGUCUCCUGAUGGUAAUGGUGGAUUAUAUAAAGCGUUAAAACAACAUGGUAUCUUGGAUGAUAUGGAUGAAAAAGGAAUUAAAUUUGUUCAUGUUCAUAGUGUAGAUAAUAUUUUAAUAAAAGUAGCUGAUCCAGUGUUUAUUGGCAAAUGUAUAAAAGAUAAAGUAGAUUGUGGAUUUAAAGUAAUAAAAAAAAUUGAUCCUAAUGAGCCUCUAGGAGUGGUUGUAAGAGUAAAUAAUAAACUAAAGGUUGUGGAAUAUAGUGAACUACCAAUUAAUAUGGCAACUUUAGAACAUCCUUCUGGUAAUGGUUUAUUAUUUAACAGUGGCAAUAUAUGCAAUCACUUUUUUACUGUUGAUUUUCUAAAACUAAUAGUUGAUGAGCACGAGAAAGAUUUAAAGGUCCACAGAGCAAAUAAAAUAAUAACACAAAUUGGCCCUGAUGGUGAUAAAAUAAGGCCAAUACAGCCAAAUUGUAUAAAAGUGGAAAAAUUUAUAUUUGAUGUCAUAAGUUACAGUCAGAAUUUUUUGGCAUGGCAGACAGAGAGAGUAGAGGAAUUCUCCCCUAUAAAAAAUAGUGAUUUAUCUAAGAAAGACUGUUUUAAUACAGCUAAAAUAGACUUGUUAUCGUUACACAAAUCCUGGGUAGAAAAGAAAGGAGGCAUAUGUAAAGGAAUAGGAUUGGAAGUUUCGCCAUUGGCAUCAUAUGGGGGUGAAGGACUUGAGUUUGUUAAAGGAAAGGAAUUCUGUGAAGAAGAUGUUAUUUUUAGCAAAGCAGAGAAACAAAAUAGUUAAGACUACUUAAAAGUAUUAAAUUAAUUCCUUUUUUUGAAGUAUUUUUUACAAAAUCAAAUUUUGUUAUUAAUUUAUUUUCUUUGAGUAUGUAUAUAUAUAUUGUUUUAUUAAUAAAUUUUUAAGAAUAUGGGUA
Molecule: messenger RNA, 1698 nt
Organism: Sitophilus oryzae (rice weevil)
Lineage: Eukaryota; Metazoa; Arthropoda; Insecta; Coleoptera; Curculionidae
Product: UDP-N-acetylhexosamine pyrophosphorylase-like
Exons: 6
Coding region: 6-1565 (519 amino acids)
Biological process (GO): UDP-N-acetylglucosamine biosynthetic process
Molecular function (GO): UDP-N-acetylglucosamine diphosphorylase activity
Source: RefSeq, a predicted model, not a curated record